Messenger RNA from Fibroporia radiculosa, 672 nucleotides. RefSeq lists its product as uncharacterized. Gene Ontology annotation, molecular function: transmembrane transporter activity. Gene Ontology annotation, biological process: transmembrane transport. The transcript has 6 exons. Bases 1 to 672 code for a protein of 223 amino acids. NCBI's taxonomy places the organism in Eukaryota, Fungi, Basidiomycota, Agaricomycetes, Polyporales, Fibroporiaceae. The record is from RefSeq and is a predicted model, not a curated record.
AUGGCCUAUCUCAAUGUACGCUCGACAUCCCCUGCACACGUCCCACACAGCCCGGCACUCCUCGCGCACAAGGCCCGCCGAUUACGGCUCACGACGGGCGACGCGCGGUACGCCGCGCCCCUCGAGCUCGCUGCGCCCCUCUCGCUUGCCGCGCGCGUGCGGCACACCGUGACGCUGCCGUUCCGAAUUCUCAUGCGUGAGCCGCUGCUGAUUGUCACGACGCUGUACAUGAGCUUCCUGUAUGGCGUCAUGUACCUUAUGUUCGAGGCGUUCCCGGUCGUAUUUGAGCAGGGACACCAUUUCUCGUCUGGUGCGAUCGUCUCUGUCUUCUACCUCUUGAUCUUCCACCCCCGCUACGAAGCUGCCGCCGCCCGCGCUGCGCCCGAGAGCGUCGCGCCCGAGAUCCGGCUUGAGCUGGCGCUAUGGGGUGCGCCGCUUCUCGCGAUCAGCUUCUUCUGGUUCGGAUGGACGUCGUAUCCCUCAAUAUCUUACUGGGCGCCGAUGCUCUCGGGAGUUAUGAUGGGAUUCUCCGUCAUCUGGAUAUUCCUGGCGUUGUUCAAUUACAUCGUCGACGUGUAUCUGUUCGUGGCUGCUUCCGCGCUGGCGGCGAACACAGUGAUACGAAGCAUUGCCGCAGCCGGCUUUCCCGUAAGCAUCUUCUCUUCGUUCUGA